Molecule: messenger RNA, 1196 nt
Organism: Salvelinus fontinalis (brook trout)
Lineage: Eukaryota; Metazoa; Chordata; Actinopteri; Salmoniformes; Salmonidae
Product: general transcription factor II-I repeat domain-containing protein 2-like
Exons: 1
Coding region: 239-985 (248 amino acids)
Source: RefSeq, a predicted model, not a curated record
UGGGCAAACUACGGCCCGCGGGCCACAUACGGCCCGUUAGGCUUUUUAAUCCGGCCCGCCGAACUUGUCCAAAUUAUAGUAAAAACCUCCUUUUUUCCCCUUUCCCUGCAAUGCCCACGUUUCCCCAAUAGAUGGCGCACUCAAAACACAUUGACCGUUGUUGGAGUGGCGCGUAUUUCUCUUUAUUUCACUUUAAUUUUCACUUCGUUUCACGUCACCAUUAAGCCCUUCUGUGAAAAUGAGCGGACCAAAGAGAAGGAAAGUGGACAGCGAAUGCCGAGUGUUUAAUAAGGAGUGGACAACAAAAUACUUCUUCACUGAAGUCCGAUCAACGGCUGUAUGUCUGAUAUGCCAAGAAGCUGUUGCGGUUUUCAAAGAGUACAAUAUCAGCCGUCACUUUGCCACGAAGCAUGCAAACUAUGCUAGCAAGCAGUCAACACAAGAACGGGCGGCUACUGCUCAGAGGUUGGCAGCUAAUUUACAGAGUCAACAGAACUUUUUUCACCGACAAACUGCAAUUCAAGAGUCAAGUACCAAGGCAAGUUAUUUGCUGGCAUUCAAAUUAGCAAAGGCUGGCAAGCCUUUCUCCGAAGGCGAGUUUUUGAAAGAGUGCAUGGUAGAGACAGCAGGUCUCUUGUGUCCGGAGAGCAAAGCCAAGUUUGAAAAAAUCAGUUUAGCACACAGGACAGUGACUCGCCGCGUGGAACUGAUUGACGAAGAUAUAGUCAGCGAGUUAAACAAAAAGGCGGAGUCCUUUAAGUUAUAUUCACUAGCACUGGAUGAAAGUAACGACAUAAAAGACACUGCUCAGCUACUAAUUUUUAUCCGAGGGAUUAACGACAGUUUUGAGAUAACGGAGGAGCUUUUGAGCAUGGAAUCACUGAAAGGGAAAACGCGAGGAGAGGACUUAUAUGAACAGGUGUCUGCUGUCAUCGAGAGAAUGAAGCUACCUUGGAGUAAACUUGCCAAUGUCACCACGGAUUGAUCGCCAAAUUUAACUGGAAAAAACAUCGGGCUGCUGAAAAGAAUCCAGGAUAAAGUGAAAGAAGAAAACCCUGACCAGGAUGUUAUUUUACUUCACUGCAUCAUUCAUCAGGAGUCUCUGUGUAAGUCUGUAUUGCAGCUUAAUCACGUCGUGGAUCCAGUUGUAAAACUUGUUAACUUCAUACGAGCAAGGAAUCAUCGUCAGUUCAUUA